AACUCAAGCAUUGCGGCACGUCACUUAGCGGCAAGGAAGGCCUUCCGUUGAUGUCGCAGCAGAGCGCCUUACCAGCUAAACGUUAGCCCCUCGGAGAGUUUCACUUGUUUGCUCAAAUACAAUGGGGAUAGAGGAGGAAACUGACCGGACGCUCUUCAUAAGAAAUUUAGACACGAGAGUGACGGAGGAGCUUUUGUUCGAGCUGUUUUUACAGGCAGGACCUCUGAUCAAAACCAAAAUUCCAAAAGACGCGGACGGGAAGCAGAAAACGUUUGGUUUUGCCGUUUACAAACAUGAAGUGUCCGUGCCUUAUGCCAUGGAGCUGCUCAACGGGACGUCGCUGUACGGGAGAACUAUCCAUGUGCAGUUCAGAUCCGGUAGCAGCCAUAGCAGCAGUCCAGGGAACUCACAGAAUUCAAGUCCUGCAAAUACCCCAAAUCCCCAUGGCCAGAGGACCCCUGCCCAGUUGAGUUCUCCACCCUACACUCCUCCCCAAAUGCAGAGGUCCUUUUCAUCCCCUGACAAUCUACAGAAGCAUGUCAUGAUGAGCAACAUGAUGCAUCACCUUCAAAUGCAGCAGUUGGAGCAGUUGAAUGGUGGCUUCUCCAAACCUAUGCAGUGGCAACCAUCUGCAGGUGGAAAUUCUGGCGGAGGUGGCUCGAGGCAGCAUGACAAUACCCCCUAUCGGCAUCAUUCAUCCCAGAUGAACAGCGGUGGCAGAAGCCAGCGCUACGUGGACGAGUCGGGUUCUGGUCGUCAUCAGCAACACAGCCACGGCAGGGACAGCUACCACCACCACAACGACAGGAGCAGCAACCGCCACCAUGACGGCAGAGGCGGCAACCGACACUAUGACGACAGGGGUAGCAACCGCGGCUACCAAGAUAACAGAUGGCGGCGAUACUGAGAUGUAAAAGAUUUCUUGUAAAGACUUUAGUUCUUCAUAAGUUUGUGGACAUUUUCUAAAGAAGAUCAUGAGUUAUGUUGACAGAAUGAUGAUGUAUCCUCAGGUUGUUUGUACAUGAUCUUACUAGCUUGAAGAUUUGUUAACUCAUGCCUAAAAGCCAUUUUUUGUUUACUUUUAAGGCAUUUUUAAAUUUAUACACUUAUGUCAUGUGAGCUUUUCCUCACAGAUGUUGCAAAUAUUUUGUGGGGUGGGAUUGUAUUGUUAUGAGAGCAAGGAUAAAAAUCCAACAUGACUGGCAGUCAUUUUUGAAAGGCAAGAAAAAAAAAACUGUAUUUAAAAAAACGUUAGGAUAUUGGCCACUUUCUAUGUUAUAUGUAAAUGGUGCUCUCUGAAUUUUAAAGAUUCGUCAGGUACUUUGCAAAAAAGAACAACAAUUUUCAGCAAAAAGAUUCCACCAGCAACAAUUUUACUGCAACACAGCACCAACCUUUCUUACUGUUAGAUUUGUUGACUUUGCUCUUUACAAAAAUGGGCUUUAUUUUAUUUUUUUAUUCUGAUCUGUAAGGCAAACUGUUUUAAAAUGUACAUUUUCAUUACUAUAAAGCUCCUUUCAUUUGA
Stegastes partitus (bicolor damselfish) is the source of this 1525-nucleotide messenger RNA. It is a transcript of the gene rbm7, whose product is annotated as RNA binding motif protein 7. Gene Ontology annotation, cellular component: nucleus. Gene Ontology annotation, biological process: regulation of alternative mRNA splicing, via spliceosome. Lineage: Eukaryota; Metazoa; Chordata; Actinopteri; Pomacentridae. The record is from RefSeq and is a predicted model, not a curated record. Gene Ontology annotation, molecular function: single-stranded RNA binding. Bases 122 to 907 code for a protein of 261 amino acids. The transcript has 5 exons.